Messenger RNA from Colletotrichum orchidophilum, 183 nucleotides. RefSeq lists its product as uncharacterized. The annotation marks the transcript as partial. Lineage: Eukaryota; Fungi; Ascomycota; Sordariomycetes; Glomerellales; Glomerellaceae. The record is from RefSeq and is a predicted model, not a curated record. The transcript has a single exon.
CACCCCUCCUGGCAUCAGACUGCCUGUGGGUGCCUCCUUCCCCGAUUGCCCCGAGCCAAUCCCCAUUCCGUAGAGGGGCACCUGCUGCGACAGCGCGCCAGCCUGGGAGAUGUGAGUGAUCCUUGUUGCUCGUUAUCGACUUGCCUUGCUGUUGGCCGGCGCAACUCGUCCUCUUCAUGUUAG